Diabrotica virgifera virgifera (western corn rootworm) is the source of this 3748-nucleotide messenger RNA. RefSeq names its product zinc finger CW-type PWWP domain protein 1-like. The transcript is spliced from 4 exons. The coding region runs from base 259 to 1518 and encodes 419 amino acids. The record is from RefSeq and is a predicted model, not a curated record. Gene Ontology annotation, cellular component: nucleus. Gene Ontology annotation, molecular function: zinc ion binding. NCBI's taxonomy places the organism in Eukaryota, Metazoa, Arthropoda, Insecta, Coleoptera, Chrysomelidae.
CGGCAAGAGAACUGACAGAUUGUGAUUAGAUUCAAAUAUUUUGAAAAUGCUAUGAAAACUGAAAACCAUGAAAACAAUUGCUAAUCAAGGAAACCGACAGGUUCAUGUCAAUACUCAAUUUGUGCCAUUUUGUGCUUUGUCAAAAUUACAGAUUUAUAAAGUAAAUUUUGUAUUUAGCAUUUAUAGUUUAUCUUCUAUUAUUUAUUGCGUUAUUGUGUUGGUACAAGAUAAUUUUAGCUGAAAUAAUAUUUAAACAAAAUGCCAGCUUUAUCCAGAAAAACUUUCGUUGUGCCUUCCAAUAAAAAAACUAAAUUUAAACCACCUGUAGCCUACAAGAAUAAUAUAUCAGACCUUAUAGAUCAUGACAGUAGUAAUACUAGAGAAAAAGAUAAGCAUACAAAAGCUCUGAAAUCCUUAGAAUGUGAUAAAAGUAAAACAUCAACCUUUCAGUUCAAGGAAGCCCAACUAAAACUACCUGAAAAAUUAACAGAUAUAGACAAUAGUUUUGAACAAAAUUCAGAUUUAAGUUUAAAUUUAUCCCAAGACAUUUUAAAUAGUGAAGGGGUUAAAGAACACUAUCUAUCAUUUUGGGAGAAUUCUUUAACACCCGACAUACUAAGCGACAUUAGUUUAUUUUCUCAGGAGUUUAGUACACCUAGAAAUAAAUCUAAUAAGGAAAAGUCUACUAGCUUGAACAAAAGCAAAAAAUCAGAAGUGAAAAAUAUAGCCAAAUGUAGUAAUCAAAAAUUAAAUAAGAGAGCCUUUACUCAGCUUAAAUCAAAAACUAAAAAUCAAACGGAUCUAUAUAGCAAAAUGUGUCUCAUUCACGAAUCAAGGAAUGUUGGCCUAUAUGUAUAUUGUGAUAAUUGUAACAAGCUACGAUAUUUGCCUAAUGUGAAGGACCCCUUGGAGUUACCAGCUACUUGGUUUUGUUGGAUGAAUUUGGACCCUAGCUAUAGUAAAUGCACUGAUAAGGAAGUAGAUAUAACUGAAGAAGAUGAAGAUUUCCUGAUUGAUAACUUAUAUAACAGUGGAAGUGUGGUAUGGGCGAAAAUAGAGGGUUACCCUUGGUGGCCAGCCAUGGUUGAAGAUGAUCCUGACAUAGAAGACUACUAUUGGUUAGAAGAGGGAAUCUUGGAACCAACUCAGUACCAUGUUACCUUCUUCGAUAAGAUUGAAGUAAGCCGAGCUUGGUUGAAAACAUCAUGUAUUAUUCCUUUCGAACGAAACAUUAACAAUCCACAGCUUGCAUUGCCAACUAAUAGUCAAUUUAGCAAUAGACUAAAAUUUUCUAUAAAACAGGCUGAAGAGGCUGUAAAAUUACCACUUCUUGAUAGAUUACGCAAGUAUAGUUUUAUCGAAAGGUACAAAAAACCAUUGAAAGUAGUAAGGAAAAAAAUACAGCAACAAAAACCUGUAGUUGCACAGAAACAACAGAAGUCAAAGGUGCGGAGAAGAAUUUUAGUUCCAGAUGAUUCUUCAAGUGAAGAGAUUUCGGAUGUUUUGCAUCAGGAGUAGGAAAAGAGUAGAAUAAAAUAUAUUAGAAUGAUUGCAGUAAUUUGCUAUUCAACUGCAACAGAAGACAUUCCAGAAAGAUUCUUGUUAUGAAUUCUCCUCUUCCUAUUAUUUUGUUGCCAUGAGUUUUUUAUACAGUGAGCACGUAAAGGUUGGAAUAAAUUCAUUUUUUCAUGAAUGGGCGACUUUGGAAAAAAAUCCCGAAACAGGUCAAUUUUUAUAUUUCAUUUACGACUUUUUGGCAUAGAUAUCAUAUUAGUGACGUCACCCAUCUGGAUGUAAUGACGUCGCCGAUGAUUUUUUUUAAUGAGAAUAGGGGAUGUGUGAUAGCUUAUUUGAAAGGUAAUUCAAUUCUCUAUUCAGUUUUAUAAACAUUAACAUAUUUAUUUAUAUUAUACAGUGUGCUCAAAAAAAAUUAUUUUAUUAAAAUAAUUGGCACAAAAAAAAGAAUGUGUUUAAUUUAUUUAAUUCAAAAUACAUUUUACUGCUAUCAGAAAACAGGAAAAAAUGUUUAUUUGACAAAUAAAUAUUGUUUUUUGCUUAAAUUCAAAAUUAAAGCUGCCACCCACCUGCCUCGUUGACAGUUUCAACAUUUAAUUUAAGCAAAAUGCAAUGAUUAUUUUUUAAAUAUACAUUUUUUCUGUUUUCUGAGAGUAUAAUGCAUUUUGAAUUAAUAAAUUACAUACAUUCUACUUUUCAUGUCAAUAUAUUUAAUUUAAAAAAAUGUUUUUGGACACCCUGUAUAAAUAAUUACGUUAAUGUUUAUAUUACUGAAUAGAGAAUUGAAUUACCUCUCAAAUGAGCUAUCACACAACCCCUAUUCUCAUUUAAAAAAUCAUCGAUGACGUCAUCACAUCCAGAUGGGUGGCGCCACUAGUAUGAUAUAUAUGCCAAAACCUCAUAAUUUUAAAAUAAAAAUUGACUUGUUUCGGGAUUUUUUUCCAAAAUCGCCCAUUCAUGAAAAAAUAAAUUUAUUCCAACCUUUACGUGCUCUCUGUAUACUGUUCUAUGUAUUUCAGUAUUAUUUUAGUGUAAGAUACUAAAAGUUUAAUUUUUAAUGUAUAUUACUUAUAAAUUUUUCAAUUUUUUUUACUUAUCUUGCUUAACUUUGUUGCUGGUAACACAAAACAAUUGUUAUUUAACUUGUUUUAUUGCCAUUUUUUGAUGAAAUGUUACCUUUUUUCUGAAACCCAAGAUCAACAUUAUACGAAAACAUUAUUGUUCUGAAGCUAUUUCUUUGUAACAUCUAUGUAAUUUACUAUUCUAAUUGGGAAAUAAGCCACAACUAUUUAACUUAAAAAAUGAUUUUAUUGAAAAAAUUGGAAAAAAUCCACUGACGUCGAAGUGGAAGUCGAAACGUCAAUAAAAUCAUUUUUAAGUUAAAUUGUGGCUUAUUUCCCAAUUAGCAUAGUAAAUUACCAAAAAAUUAGACUAAUUUGCAAAUUCAAGGUCAAAAAUUUAAUCAUAACUGUCUUUAAAGGAAAAAAUUUCUUUGGUAGAAUUAUUGUUAAGUAUGAAAGUAGCAAAUAAUUGUUUCUGAAUUAAAAGGUAACAUUAUUUGGUUAUUAGAAGUUCAAUGUGUUAAGUAGGGUUUCCUACAUCAAGUUUAAUUUGCUUUUUAAAUGCAACAGAAGGCAUUCCAGAAAGAUUCCUGUUCCUGUUAUUAAUUCUCCUCUUCCUAUUAUUUUUUCGCCAUGAGUUUUUUUUUCUAACAUUUAUUUCAGUAUUAUUUAAGUAAAAGAUACUAAAAGUUGUAUUUUUAUUGCAUAUUAAACUUCAGUCGAAUUUUGUUACUGAUCUUGCUUAACUUUGUUGUAGGUAACACAAAACAAUUGUUAUUUAACUUGUUUUAUUGCAAUUUUUAAUGAAAUGUUUCCUUUUUUCUGAAACCUAAGAUCAAAAUUAUACGAAAAUAAACUAAUUUACAAAUUCAAGGUCAAAAAUUUAAUCAUAACUCACAAGAAAAAAAUGUAUUUGGUAGAAUCACAUCUUGUUAAGUAUGAAAGUAACAAAUAAUUCUAUUUCUGAAUUAAAAAAUAACAUUGUUUGGCUAUUACAAGUUUAAUGUAUUAAGUAGGGUUUCCUAUAUUAAGGUCAAAAAAUUUUGUUAUAAUAUUAGGUACCAAAGUAUCACCAAAAAAUUUAAGAUUCUAGUUUGUAUUAAUUAAAUUAUGUUUUGAGUAGGUAAUAGAUAUUGUUCAGUUUUCAUAUUUAUUAAAAGUUUCAGUUCAAA